AUUUGUUAUUUGUCGUCACAGAAGACACCACAGACGCUGAGGAUUCAUAGAAGCUGAUAUGAGAGUUCUGGUAGUUGUCUCGUUAAUCGUCGUCUCGACACAAGCGUUCCUCUUCCCGGGAGGCGGAGGCGGCGGGGGCUGCGGAGGCGGAUGUGGAGGUGGAUGCGGGGGCGGAGGAGGUGGAGGAUGCCUUCCGACCCUCGGAUGCUCCGUCAUCUCCUUCAACGUCCCAACAUUGAAGCUUCCACCACCACCACCACCACCAUGCGGCGGAGGAUGUGGAUGUGGAGGAAGAAAGAAGAGAGCUGCCAGUGAAGACUCAAAAUGCACUGAUCCAGAGCUCAGAAAGAUCAUUUUGAAUGGAGUCCGCACCACCACAUCCGAGUCCCGAGACAACAUCGUCGCCAGCCUCAAGGAGAAAUACGCUGGAGUCAGAUACCUCGUCACCUGCAUCGAAGGAGAUCACGAUUUCGCAAGCUCCUCGACCGACUACUGUGCCGACGGAAGCCAACAGCAAACAUGCAUUGUCGCAAAAGCCACCGAUGAAUAGUUAAUUUCAUGUUUUUUUUCAAAUUUGUUCUUCCUCUAUGUCCCUUCAAACUCUCUAAGUUGUUCAUCUCGCCCCCUCAUCACUCAUGCACCCUCAUUAUAUUAAUUUUAAUUUAUAAUUAUUUGAAUUUCCCCUGUCCCUUCCUCGGCUUUUUCGCGAAACAUUAAAUAAAAUUAUUCUCAAGUGGUUAAAA
Molecule: messenger RNA, 743 nt
Organism: Caenorhabditis elegans
Lineage: Eukaryota; Metazoa; Nematoda; Chromadorea; Rhabditida; Rhabditidae
Gene: grl-20
Product: Ground-like domain-containing protein
Exons: 4
Coding region: 59-550 (163 amino acids)
Source: RefSeq, marked reviewed